Molecule: messenger RNA, 2625 nt
Organism: Zootoca vivipara (common lizard)
Lineage: Eukaryota; Metazoa; Chordata; Lepidosauria; Squamata; Lacertidae
Gene: FBXO2
Product: F-box protein 2
Biological process (GO): glycoprotein catabolic process; ERAD pathway; SCF-dependent proteasomal ubiquitin-dependent protein catabolic process
Cellular component (GO): SCF ubiquitin ligase complex; cytoplasm
Molecular function (GO): ubiquitin protein ligase activity; protein binding
Source: RefSeq, a predicted model, not a curated record
UGCGAUGCUGCGCUAGGAAGCAGAAAGCACCAGCUCCUCUCUCUCUCUCCUCCCCCCUCCUGCAAAAUCCACCUUUUCGCCCGCCUGCAGACGCCUUACCUCCCCAACCUUGAUUGAAAGUCCGGACGUCUUGAAGGAUGGAGACCCUCCCAGAGCCUCUUCUGGUCCGGAUCUUUAGUUCCCUCCCUGCGGUUGAACUGGUCUUGGUGUGUCGCCUGGUCUGCUCCCAGUGGAAAAACCUGAUUGACGGAGCUGCCCUCUGGCUGCUCAAAUGCCAACAGGAGGGUUUUGCUGGGGAAGACGCGGAAGAAGAAAGUGCUGACAGCUGGCAGACGCUCUACUUCCUGAAUAAGAGGAAGCGGAAUUUAAUCAAGAACCCUGAUGGAGAAGAGGGCCUUGAACACUGGGAGGAUGUGGAAAACGGAGGUGAUGGCUGGGCAAUUGAGGACCUGCCUGGAAAUUUUGGGCAAGAAUUCCCCAGCGAGGAUGUCCAUAAAUACUUCGUCUCGUCUUUUGAGUGGUGCUGUAAGUCACAAGUCAUUGAUCUCCGUGCCGAAGGAUACUGGGAGGAACUUCUGGACACCACCCAGCCUAAAAUUGUGGUGAAAGACUGGUAUGCAGCCCGGUGUGACGCUGGCUGCCUCUACAACUUGAAAGUGCAGCUCCUGUCUUCGACAGAGGAGGUGCUGGCCGAGUUUGUGAGCGACACCAUUGCUGUCCCGCAAGGCAACGAGGGCGAAUGGACCGAGAUCACCCACACCUUCACUGACUAUGGUCCUGGGGUCUGCUUCGUCCGCUUCGAACACGGCGGUCAGGACACAGUCUACUGGAAGGGCUGGUAUGGAGCACGGGUGACCCACAGCAGUGUGACUGUGGAGCCAUAGUGGCAGAAUUGGAGAGCCCUGGAGCCGCUUAGGAGCCUGCGCAUCAUGCCAUCCCUCAGUGAGGCCAGAGUGAACUUUGCAUGGUUGUCCUCGGGGCUGGAUGAAACCUGGCGCUAAAUGUCCAACAGGACUUUUAUACUUGCUGUGAUCUAUUUCUCUGGAAUUUCCCUAAGCGAGAGAGAAAAUAGAGUGCUUUCUUACAUUAAAAGUGUUUCCCUGGGUCUUCCAGCAAUGUAGAAUAAUAUAAUGCUGGCUUGUGUGUAAAAAAAAUAUAUACGAUAGCAGUAACCACUUCACCAAGGAUGUAAAACGUUUUAAAAUACUGAGAGUUAGGAAAUCUGCCUUAUACAGAUGGUAUUAGGGAAGGAUGAAGCCAUUGAAGUCUGGUUCAUUCUCAAAAGAGAUAGGAUCGGGUCGGCCUGUCACAUUUCCAGGCAGAUUUUUUAAAAGGAGAAAACAUUUUUUUAAAAAACCAGCCUUAUAAACUUGCCUUUAUUUGAGGACAAGUCUAUUAGUGGCUGCUGUCAGAGGCAGUGUGACAGUUUCUGGGAAUCGCAAGCUGUUCUGCUCAGGUCCUUUUCGUGGGCUCCUGGUUGGCCAUGGUGAGAACAAGAUGCUGGGCUAGAUACCUUCAGGGUAGCUAACAUGAUGCUCUCUGGAUGUUUUUGGACUGCAGCUCCCACCAGCCAGAACAACCAAGGUUCAGGGAUGAUAGGAGGUGGAGUCUUUCAACAGCUGCAGGUUCCCCAGCCCUGCAUUCAAAGAAGGCAGAGCUGUGAUGGAGGGAUGUGUGGGCAGUAAAGGCAAGUACUGGUCUACUUCAGGGUUUCCCAAACUUGGAUCACCGGCUGUUUGGACUACAACUCCCAUCAUUCCUGGCUAGCAGGACCUGAACAAACAUGAUUCCACUGAAAACCACUUGGUUUUUUUUUUCCUGAGCAGUGGUUCCCAACCUUUUUUUGGCCAUGUCCCACCUAAGCAUCUUUCAAAUCCUGGAGCCCCCCCUCCCCUGGUGACAUGUUGUUGUUGUUUAGUCGUGUCCGACUCUUCGUGACCCCAUGGACCAGAGCACGCCAGGCACUCCUGUCUUGCACUGCCUCCUGCAGUUUGGUCAGACUCAUGUUCGUAGCUUCGGGAACACUGUCCAACCAUCUUGUCCUCUGUCGUCCCCUUCUCCUAGUGCCCUCAAUCUUUCCCAACAUCAGGGUCUUUUCCAGGGAGUCUUCUCUUCUCAUGAGGUGGCCAAAGUAUUGGAGCCUCAGCUUCACGAUCUGUCCCGGUGACAUAUGUUCUUAUUCUUCAAAAAGUAAACUUCUAUUCAUGUGGAGGAAGCCUAAAGGCCAUUAACUGGUAAUAACUCAUUCUCGAAUUGCCCCCCUUAAAAACCAAAUUGCCCCCCUCCCCUGUGGGUUGGGAACCAUGGGUUUAGAGUGUUUGUAUCCAGCGCUUCAGCCAAAACGGCUCCCAGAGGUGGCUUGCAUACAAUCAACUAGAGCAGGACAGUUCCUACCUGUGGGCUUAUGAUACGAGAGACACGGCAUGAAAGGAAAAAGGGACAGGGAGGGAAGAGGGGAAGAAAAAGUCAAGCUGAGACACCAGUUCUUAAAUGGUUGUACUUAUAAGGACCAGCUGGCACAGAUGGAGCCAGUGCUUUAACAAAGCUGAUAAGAGUGGGCUCCGCUUUCCAUCUCUUCCACUAAGGUAGCCUGAUGGACAGGUUGCUUCCAGGUGGCUGCAGGGG